CUUUUGGGGAUUUCACGUUCAUUUCCAGAUUGAACCGAUUCAGGAUUUUCUAGUCCCGCCGCCGCCGUGGUGUCAAUGCCGCCGUCCCCUGCUGCCAUUUCAGUUUCUACCGCUACCUUUUUAGACAGAAGAGAAACGUAUUGAUCGUGUAGCUGAUUUUGUUAAGAAACUGAUUGAAGUCGGAAACAAUGUCGUUCAUGAAAGGAGAUUUGUUGUCAAAAACUCGUAAACUUGUUAAAGGGUUUGCUAAAACGGAGCCUGUUUGGCUUAGGUCCAUGGAAAAGGCUCCGCCUGCUACGUUUCCUCAUGCACAGAACAAGCUUAGGCAAAUAACCCUCCCCGAGGAUACUUACGUGAACAAGUUCUACCAGAAGCAUCCGGAUUCGAAAUUUGAAGAUCCAAUCAAGGUUUCUAGCUUUGAUCCUCCUGCAGCUCGUGAAUUUGCUUGGAGAGUGCUCGAGUUGAAGGAGCAGGGAGUUGAUGAGAUCGAUGCCAUGGCUGUUGCUGAUACCGAGUAUCGGGCUGAAAGAAAAGCCAGAAAGCAGGCCUACGCUCGGCUGAAGCAAAUCUCAAAGCUUCAGGGAAAGAGACUGCCUCCAAACCCCUGCCCAAGUGCUGUCAAGGAGAUUCAAGCAGAAGAAAGAAAGCUUAUCAAGGACCGGUUCUUCAACCCCCAGUCGCGCAAAAUUGUGGAACGACUUAAAGAGGAGAGAGAUGCAAUGUUGAUGGACAGAAGGUGAGCCUUUUCUGGGUUAUGAUGUUGCUACACCAUUCCAAUGCUAGCAGUAAGCAGUUAUCAUCAGUAAAUUCCUGUUUUAGUUCAUCCCUUCGCCUCGUCUCGAAGGCCCAGAAUUUCUUCAAAGUUCACUACUAUGAAGAUCAUGCUACCAUUAUUGAAAAAGUGGAUUAUUUUGCUUCCAUUUGCUAUAAAAAUUUGUUUUGGGUUUUCCUUGGAUCUGUUGCCUAGUAACUAAGAUUUUAUUUUGUUUGUAUUAUUUCCCACUUAUUUACUGCUGAGUUUAUGGGGAUUUAUGAUCUAAGAAUUA
Salvia splendens (bonfire salvia) is the source of this 1046-nucleotide messenger RNA. RefSeq lists its product as uncharacterized. NCBI's taxonomy places the organism in Eukaryota, Viridiplantae, Streptophyta, Magnoliopsida, Lamiales, Lamiaceae. Bases 189 to 740 code for a protein of 183 amino acids. The transcript is spliced from 6 exons. The record is from RefSeq and is a predicted model, not a curated record.